This is a messenger RNA of Annulohypoxylon maeteangense, 2366 nucleotides long. RefSeq names its product elastinolytic metallo proteinase Mep. NCBI's taxonomy places the organism in Eukaryota, Fungi, Ascomycota, Sordariomycetes, Xylariales, Hypoxylaceae. Bases 242 to 2146 code for a protein of 634 amino acids. Gene Ontology annotation, molecular function: zinc ion binding; metalloendopeptidase activity. The transcript has 7 exons. The record is from RefSeq and is a predicted model, not a curated record.
AUGGCACACGACCGCGGUCAGCGGGGCAAGGCGAGGCUUGCUCGACCCCAACCCUGCCGAUAAGCACCAUGUCUAUCGAUGAUCACGAACCUCCUCCAAAGAGGAAGCUCGGUGAUGAUGAGUGUCGAGGUCCAAGCCGAAUUUCAGGCUUCGCGAGCUAUAUAAGGUUCGACGCCGGGCUGUCGUAGAAUCACCGACAAGCUCAAGCGUCUCAAGCCAUCUCUGCUGCUCCCUCUUCGCCAUGAUGAGAUCUCUGCUACUGCUCGGCCUUCUCGGCGCGUCACUCCCCGCGCACGCCCACCCUGCCCAGCCCUACAAGGCCGGGCUCCGACGUCGGACGGUAGACCUCAACUCAUUCCGCCUCAAAGAGACGGCUGAAUACAGCAACAAGACGGCGACGAGCUCUAACAAAGCUGCCAGCCUUCUCAAACGCGAUUCGUACGUCGACACCGCGACCGAGCUUGUAAAGAGUAUCGCCCCGGGCGCUACUUUCCGCCUGGUCGACGACCACUACGUCGGCAACAACGGCAUAGCGCAUGUCAACUUCAAGCAGACCGCGCAUGGUUUGGACAUUGAUAAUGCUGACUUCAACGUCAACAUCGCCUCCGACGGCACCGUUUUCUCAUACGGUAACUCAUUUUUCACGGGAUCUAUUCCCGAAGAGAGCCCACUGAAGAAGCGAGCUUUCUCGGAACCCACGCAGGCGCUCGCGGGAGCCACCAAGGUUCUCGAGUUGCCGGUGACCGGAGAAGCUUCCGCGGAGGCCGCUGAGGGAACCGAGAUUUACACCCUCAAGGGGACUUCGGGUGCUCAGAAAGACCCCGAGGCUCGCCUGGUCUACUUUGUCAAGUCCGAUGGCAGCCUAGCCUUGACGUGGAGGGUAGAGACGGAUAUCCUCGACAACUGGCUAUUGUCGUACGUUGAUGCGAACACCAACGAGGAAGUUCAUGGUGUGGUCGACUAUGUUGCCGAAGCUUCGUACCUUGUCUAUCCGUGGGGAGUAAAUGACCCUGACGUGGGCUCUCGCAAGGUUGUAACAGACCCGUGGGACCUGAAGACGUCCGAGUUCACGUGGCUAUCGGACGGAAAGACCAACUAUACGACAACUCGCGGAAACAACGGUAUCGCGCAGACCAACCCUGACGGAGGUUCGGAUUACCUUAACAACUACCGCCCGACAAGCUCGUCUCUUAAGUUCGAAUACAAGUGGGAUGCGACAUUAACUCCGCCUUCAACCUACGCGGAUGCUUCAGUCGCCCAACUCUUUUAUACAGCGAACACCUACCAUGACCUGUUGUACGACCUCGGCUUCACUGAGGCGGCAGGCAACUUCGAGUCGAACAAUAACGGACAAGGCGGCAAGGGCAACGACUUCGUCAUUCUCAACUCGCAAGACGGCUCCGGCACCAACAAUGCCAACUUCGCCACGCCCCCCGACGGACAAAACGGACGUAUGAGGAUGUACAUCUGGACUCAGUCAACCCCCUACAGGGAUUGUGCCUUCGAAGCUGGUGUGAUCAUCCACGAAUACAGCCACGGAUUGUCUAACCGUCUAACCGGCGGCCCCGCCAACUCCAAUUGUCUGAACGCGCUCGAGUCCGGCGGUAUGGGCGAGGGCUGGGGUGACUUCUUCGCAACAGCCAUCCGCCUACAGCCUGGCGACACCCGAACAACCGAUUACAGUCUAGGCGCCUGGGUCUACAACAAACCCGAAGGCAUCCGAAACUACUUGUACUCGACCAACCUCAAUACCAACCCGUACCAGUACACGACGCUCAACACGUACAACGAGGUACACGAUAUCGGUGAGGUGUGGGCCACGAUCCUAUACGAAGUCCUAUGGAACCUCAUCGACAAGCACGGCAAGAACGACGGUGCCAAGCCCGAGUUCGACAGCAAAGGCGUCCCGACCGACGGAAAAUACCUGACCCUCAAGCUUGUGGUUGAUGCUAUGGCCAUCCAACCAUGCAACCCCAACUUCAUCCAGGGACGUGAUGCCAUUAUCGACGCCGACCAGGCAUUGACCGGCGGCGAAAAUGUCUGCGAGCUCUGGACUGCCUUCGCUAAGAGGGGUCUUGGUCAAGGUGCCGCAUACUCGAGCAGCAGACGCACGGGAAGCAACACAAUCCCGAGCGGAGUCUGCUAAGUGUGCUGUAAGCCAGACUAUAUGUAUAAUAUUUACACGAUAAAAUAGUUUUCAGUCUCUUGGUUUAUAUGGAGGUUCUGGUUUUAAUGGUAGCUUUUGCGGAAAAGAAUAUCAAGUCUUUUCCAAGAUUAAAGUUCAUCAUGCCUUAACCAAUUGCAAGAACCAAGAAGAACUUUAUAAUAUAGUUAAUAUGAACGCCAUCAAAUGAACUUUUCUCGUC